Messenger RNA from Yamadazyma tenuis ATCC 10573, 2826 nucleotides. It is a transcript of the gene MTR10, whose product is annotated as Mtr10p. Gene Ontology annotation, molecular function: small GTPase binding. Gene Ontology annotation, cellular component: cytoplasm. Gene Ontology annotation, biological process: protein import into nucleus. Lineage: Eukaryota; Fungi; Ascomycota; Pichiomycetes; Serinales; Debaryomycetaceae. The record is from RefSeq and is a predicted model, not a curated record.
AUGUUUGAAAUAUCGGACGUGGUCAGUGCGUUGGGUACUAUGUACUCCAAUGCGGACCGAGAACUUAAACGUCAAGCGAUGGAGUUCCUCGAGAACUUCCAGAAGUCUAAAGAAUCUUGGCAAGUCUGUAAUGAGUAUUUAAUGGGAAACGAUGAUACUGACAUUCAAACCAAACUAUUCUUAACGCAAACUUUAAGGAACAAGUUGACUUAUGAUCUUGAACAAGUCAACGAAGAAAACUUGGGACAGUUACGAGAUGUGGUCUUAAACUUGUUGGUCAAGUACAACAAUAAUAGUUCUUACAAGCUUAUAAGGAUCCAAUUGAAUAUCUGUUUAUGCCAGUUGAUGUUGCAAGAUCUUAGUUGGACUAAUCCUUUGAAUAGCUUGGUGGAGUUUUUUGUCAACAAUAAACUUGUGGAUAACUUGUUUGAGUUCUUGAAGAUUUUACCUGAAGAAAUCAAUGACAUUAACAAGACUUAUUUGACUGAUGAAGAGUUUGAACAAAGAACGAAUCUGAUCAUGAACGAAUCCAACAUCGAACAGGUGUUUUUACUCUUUGACAGUUUUGUUGAAGGACAUGAGCUUUUGAUCUUGGAUUGUUUGGUUAACUGGAUCAAGGAAUCUCCUAUUGAAAGCUUCUUGAAGAUUAAUUCUUUAACCAACCUCAUUUUUAAUUCCAUAAGUAACGAAGAUUACUUUGAAAAAUCCAUUGAUUGUUUGGUGGUCAUAAUCAGAGAAACAAGAGAUAUUGAUAACUUGGACCUCAUAAGGGCGUUAUUAAUGAAGUUGAUUGAGUUAAACAAAUUUAUCAAAGUUGAUGAGGAAAAUUUCGAAAUUCUUGCCAAAUUGUACGUGGAAAGUUGUGAAAGUUGGCAUGUGCUAGUGGCCAAGAAUCCUGAUGAAUUCAAGCCUUUGGUUGAAAUCUUAUUGGGCUUCUUAAGGGAAGAUCAUGAUUUGAACAUCAUUCAUUACUCAUUCUAUUUCUGGUACCUUUUGAAACAACUUUUGACUAUACCUACAUUCAAGAACUGCAGAAUUAUUUUUGUUCCCAUCUAUGAAGAACUUAUAAGAAUCAUAUUGGUUAAAUUGACUUACCCAGAUGACGACAACUUUGGAGGAGAUAAAGAACAAGAAGAUAAGUUCAAAGAAUUCAGAUAUGAAAUGGGUGAUGUUCUCAAGGAUGCAACUGUGAUAGUUGGAUCCCAUAAGGCGUUGUCUAUACCUUUCGAACGAAUUAAAGCGUUCUCCAACUCGUCUAACUUGAAAUGGCAGAAUUUGGAAAGUGCUUUGUUCUCUAUGAGAUCUAUGGCUAAAGAGAUCCCCAAGACCGAAAAUAUUCUUCUCCCCCAAAUAAUGAAUUAUUUGAUCAACUUACCAGAGCAUCCAAAGAUCAGAUAUAGUGCUACAUUGGUGUUAGGAAGAUACACUGAAUGGACCAGCGCAAACCCAGAAUUUUUAGAAAUCCAGUUGAAUUACAUUAUCAAAGGAUUCGACAAACAAAAUGCAUCGUCACUUAAUCCUAAGGACUACAAAUCUAUUCUCAUUUCUUCCACCAACGCUUUGAUGUACUUCUGUCAAGACUGUUCAAAAUUACUUAUCAAUUACUUGGAGCAGUUGUACCUUGUUUACAAUGAAAUCAAUGGCAAGAUCGAUUUCGAAUCCAACAUAGAAUUGAUCGAAGGUAUUGGCUACAUCUUACGAAACUUCAAAGAAAAUGAUCCAAAGUUAUACGAUACUAUCAUGUUGUUCUUGCAGCCAAUUUUGAAUAAGCUUGACGAAUUAUAUGAAUCCAACAAUGCUGAUUUGAUUGGACAAAAAUUCGAACUUUUAGCAGCUUUAUUCAAGAUCCUAAAGGUCAAAGACUAUGAGAUUUAUGAGAACAAGACUGUGGGAGCCUUUGUUGGUGUUGUUCUUCCCAUUGUUAACAAGUACUUGUUCAAGUACUUAAACAAUUUAACCAUUAACGAGAAAAUCAUGAAGUUAAUCAAAGUGUCAGUGGAAUCCUUCAAUAUCUACUUGUUGGAUAACUUGAAAGACAUUAUCACAUUAUUGAUUGAAGGAUUUAAGGUGAAUAAUUUCGGGUGCUAUCUUUAUGUGAGUGGAACUAUCUUGAAGGUCUUUGGAGAUGAGGAGGCGUUUGAGCCUGAUUUGAUAAACACUGUGUGCAAAUUUGGUGUUGAGCAAGCCAAUUACUUUUUCACAUCAUUGAGCUCAGCAAAGAACAUCAGUGGGAUCCCCGAUGUUAUCGAGGACUUCUUCCGGAUGUUGGAUGACUUCCUUAUGUACUAUCCAAAUCAAUUCUUUGAUUUACAUGAUUCGGCGGUAUUGAAUCCAUCUAUUGAGAGCUCGAUGGUUUUGAUAGAUUCUUUGGAAAACUUUGAGAGCGUGAUUUCCAUCGUUCAUUACUUGAUUGACUUGAUAAGUUUUGGAUCUUCGAAUCUCCCUAUUUCAUUUGUGGAUAUCAGAGAUGAAGCCCUCAUUAAGUUCAAGGUUCUGAGUGUAUUGGAAUCCAAAGGGGAGCAAAUCCUAUACAAACUAAUUCACAGUUUGAUCUUCCGGUUCAACAAUACCAACAAUGAUACGAUCAUCUAUGACAUGAAUGAGUUGAUCUUGAAAGUCAUCAUUCUCGGGCCACCCAACUUAGUGGUAAACUGGUUAAUGAAUAUCUUUAGCAGCCUACCAAACAACGAUGUCAAGCAAUUAAACAAGUUCAACAGUAUUGUGGAAGUGGCUGUAGAGAACAAGGACCAAAAGAGAAUUCGUAACUCAUUGAAGGACUAUAUCGACUGGUAUACUAGAAAGAACGUCAAGAGAACUAUUAUAUAA